Rhagoletis zephyria (snowberry fruit fly) is the source of this 1007-nucleotide messenger RNA. The record is from RefSeq and is a predicted model, not a curated record. Lineage: Eukaryota; Metazoa; Arthropoda; Insecta; Diptera; Tephritidae.
ACUACCACAACCCAAUUUGGUUAGCCACAUUUGCGUCGUUCUCAACCACAAGCACAUCCGCCGCCAAAUCACCCUCCAGUCGUUUUCUACUUUGCUCCUUUUCAGCAACACCAGCAGCCAUGGCCGACUACGAACAGCACAGCAGCAACGGCAACAGCUACGAGGACUCGACGCCCGACGACGCCUCCUCCUCGAACACCACCGUCAACAGCACGGCAGACAGCAGUCUGGGCACGGACGUCGCCGAUGACAUUCCCGAAAUUGAACUCAUCAUCAGGGCUUCAACAAUCGAUGGCCGUCGAAAGGGCGCCUGUCUCUUCUGUCAGGAGUACUUCAUGGACCUCUACCUGCUGGCGGAGUUGAAAACCAUCUCGUUGAAGGUGACCACCGUAGACAUGCUCAAGCCGCCGCCGGAUUUCCGCUCAAAAUUCGACUCAACGCCGCCGCCCAUUUUGAUUGAUCGAGGCGAGGCGGUCCUUGAAAAUGACAAAAUUGAGCGCUACAUCAUGAAAAGCAUUCCAGGUGGACACAACCUCUUUGUCUCCGACAAGGAAACUUCAGUGGUCAUUGAGGACAUCUACACUAAAUUCAAGCUGAUGCUUGCUAAGAAGGACGUCAACUCGACUUCGAUGACGGCGUUCAUGAACCGCCUGCGAAAGAUUGACCAGCAUCUUGCCAAACGAGACACUCGCUUUCUCACCGGCGACACUCUGUGCUGCUUUGACUGCGAGCUGAUGACUCGACUUCAGCACAUUCGAGUAGCUGGCAAGUAUUUUGUGGAUUUUGAAAUUCCCGAAGACUUUGCACACCUGUGGCGCUACAUGUACCACAUGUACAACCUGGAUGCCUUCAAGCAGUCCUGUCCAGCAGAUCAGGACAUUAUUAAUCAUUACAAGUUGCAACAGCGCACCAAGAUGAGCAAACACGAGGAGCUGGAGAUGCCGACGUACAUGACCUCAAUUCCCGAGUCGGUGAUUGCUCAGUUUGAACUGGAGUACAUUGAAUAG